Molecule: messenger RNA, 2918 nt
Organism: Cryptomeria japonica (Japanese cedar)
Lineage: Eukaryota; Viridiplantae; Streptophyta; Pinopsida; Cupressales; Cupressaceae
Product: G-type lectin S-receptor-like serine/threonine-protein kinase At2g19130
Exons: 1
Coding region: 325-2751 (808 amino acids)
Biological process (GO): protein phosphorylation; recognition of pollen
Molecular function (GO): protein serine/threonine kinase activity; ATP binding
Source: RefSeq, a predicted model, not a curated record
ACGGUGUGCAUGCACAUAGCAUGAAUUUGCACCUUUCACGUCUGGGAAAUUGGGACUUUCGAAGCAACCCAAGAAACGAAUUUUCCAUGUGGUUCUCUUUAAAAAUUUCAGCCCAUUAAAUUUGAAGCAUUGCUUUAAGUGGUCCUAAUUUCGUGUCAAAAUUAUUAUAUGUUGCAAUAUGCACGCAUUCAAUAGUAUGAAUCUGCAGCUUACGCGUUGGGAAAUUGGGCCUCUUUAGUGAACUCCUUUCUAAAUUUAAGUGAUGUUUCGGGGAAAUUACUUCCAUCUUUGAAUUCAUUUCCCCUGCAUUUUAACACUUCAGCGAUGGGAGAAAUCAGGGAAAAGUUCUGCUUAAGCCUGUUUUUUGUUUCUAUAAUGUUUAUUCAACUGAAAAGUUAUGGUGUCGUAGUCGAGGGUAGAGAUAUUCUUUCCUUGGGCGCCUCCAUUACUGGAAAUCAGACACUAAUCUCAAAGAAUGGCACAUUUGAAUUGGGGUUCUUCAGUCCGAAUGGAACCAAUAACUGGUAUAUCGGCAUCUGGUAUGCCAAUAUCCCAGAGAAGACGAUUGUUUGGGUGGCUAACAGGGAGACUCCUGCGAGAAACAGAUGUGGCGUUUUGAAGCUGUCAGAAGAAGGUGAUCUGGGACUGUUCGACGCAACGGGUGCAUCUCUUUGGUCGGUGAAUGUGACCAAGAAGCCUUCCCAGGCUUUGAUAUUAGAUUCUGGUAAUUUUGUAAUGCUCAGUAAUGACAAUAAAUCUGAAACUGUUUGGCAGAGUUUCGACUAUCCUGUUGACACGUUUUUGCCAGGUAUGAGGUUCGGUGGACAGCAAAAGCUAGUCUCUUGGAGAAGUUCAUUGGAUCCUGCUCCUGGGUUUUUUAUCUAUCAGGUGGAUCCAUCUGGGGCCAAACAAUUAGUACUAACAUGGAACAAUUCUGUACAGUAUUGGGCAAGUGGAAUAUGGGACGGCAAUGUUUUCAGUCAAACUCCAGAAAUGUCAAACAAUGCCUUAUACAAUAUCAGCGUUGAAACUACCAACUCUGGUUUCUAUUUCACAUAUACAUCGAUAGCUAUCAAGAAUGUGCUCUCACGUUCCGUCCUAGAUAAGUCUGGAGGAAUGCAAUUAUAUGCUCUGCCUGAUGACGCUAAAUGGACCCUCCUCUGGUCUCAACCGAGAGAUCAAUGUGCCGUAUAUGGUUUGUGCGGCGCUUACGGAAUCUGCAACUACAACAAUCUUCAGUUGUGCAGCUGCGUGGAAGGCUUCACUCCCAAAGACACUCAAGCCUGGUAUUCGCGAGACUCGUGGUCAAGUGGCUGUGUUCGACAGAGCCCGUUAAACUGCGGUGCCGAAAAUGGCAGCAGCGACGGAUUCCUGGAGCUCAGUGUCACGUUUCCUGACGCUUAUUCCGCUUCCUCAUACCCUGUAACCACAAAGGAAGAUUGCCAGAAAGUCUGCCUCCUCAACUGCUCGUGCACUGCAUUUACUUUCAAUCCAUCUUCAGAACUCUGCCAAAUCUGGUACGGACCUUUGUUAAAUAUGCAUAGGUCUCUUCCUUUGUUAAAUAUGCAUAGGUCUCUUCCAGCAAAAAGCAAUUCAAAUGUUUUUAUUCGAGUAUCUGCCUCGGCACCUCCGAAGACUAAGAAAUCCUCCUGCUUCAAAAACGUAACCACAAUUAUUGUUGGUGCUCUCGCCGUUGCAUUGGGUAUCUUUUUUAUUAUAAUGUGGCAGAGGCAUCGGCAGACGCUUCAGCUACGAUCGAUGGAGAGGCUUGCCGAUCCCUCCUACUCUUUUCUUAGAAUGUUUAGCUACAUGGAGUUGAAGAUUGCAACUAGGAAUUUCAGGUCUAAGCUGGGGAGCGGAGGAUUCGGCACGGUGUUCAAAGGAUACCUAAUAGACGGUACACUUGUCGCCGUAAAGAAGAUGGAGGGUUCAAGACAAGAUGAGAAACAAUUCCGAGCAGAAAUCAGUUCUCUUGGAGAAAUACAACAUAAGAAUUUGGUCAGGCUUCGAGGGUUUUGCGCAGAAGGAUCCAGAAGGGUUCUGAUUUAUGAUUACAUGCCCAACGGCUCUCUGAAUUCCUUGCUCUUCUCAAGUAAUUCUAAAGGUAUACAGAAGGUACUCGACUGGAAGAACCGAUUUGAGAUCGCGUUAGGCACCGCAAGAGGAUUACUUUAUCUCCACGAAGAAUGCAGAGAUUGCAUCAUUCACUGCGAUGUGAAGCCAGAAAAUAUUCUUCUGGACAAUAACUUUUCACCCAAGUUGGCCGACUUCGGGUUGGCAAAGCUUUUGGGUAGAGAUUUCAGCCGCGUCCUGACAACAACGAGAGGAACGAGAGGGUAUUUGGCUCCAGAGUGGAUCUCCGGUCUUCCCAUCACUCCCAAGGUUGAUGUAUACAGUUUUGGUAUGACUCUCCUGGAAAUCAUUUCCGGGCGAAGGAAUUUUGAUUUAACUGUGCAAGAUUCCAGUCAGUACUACUUUCCAGCCUGGACUGCAGCACAAAUUUAUAAUGGGAACAUGAUUCAUAUUGUGCAGGAGGGUAUUGCAGAGGAGAGAGAUAUUGAAGAGGUGAGAAGAGCAACUAUUGUAGGGUUGUUAUGCAUUGAAAAGGAUGAGGAGGUGAGGCCAAGCAUGGGGCAAAUGGUCCUAAUGCUGGAAGGGAAGAUGCAGCCUCAAAUUCCACAGAUCCAGCGCUCUGCGCUUAUGGACAAGCAAGGAGACCGAAGCGACACUGACAGCGGUAGUGAGAGCUGAUGUUAUUAUAUGAUACAAUAGUGUAAGCGGGGCACAUUCUGGAGGUAGGUUUUUAAAGCUUAAACGUUAGUUAACAUGUAGAUGUAAAUUUAAUAAUAAUUAAUAUGUUUAUUUUGGUAGUGGGCCACAUUAUUAAAGUUACUUUAGUGUAUGGUUUUUAAGUUUUU